Molecule: messenger RNA, 2125 nt
Organism: Harmonia axyridis
Lineage: Eukaryota; Metazoa; Arthropoda; Insecta; Coleoptera; Coccinellidae
Exons: 6
Coding region: 448-1488 (346 amino acids)
Molecular function (GO): protein binding
Source: RefSeq, a predicted model, not a curated record
ACAUCUUUAUGCCAGUAAAUUUCUAUCCUUUAUUCCUUUUCCUAGUAAUUUUGUUAUAGCCAUUACCAGUAUUACCACAUAAUAGAAUCACAAAUUUGGGAUUACUAGUUUUUGAUAGAAUCACGAUAAAAAAAUCUGUGAAAGAAGAUAGACUAGUACUAGUUACUAGUGUUACUACAUUAUUUUUACAUCCCCCUCAUUAAUAAUGAUGUGAUGAGUUUCAUCAAUUAAAUCAAUUUCAACAAUGUUUAUGGUAGAUGAUUUUUAAAGUUAACCUAAAAAAAUAACUAAUGAAAUUACAAAAAUGCUUAUAUCUCAAAAUUAGGAUAACCAAAGUAGAUAAACAAAGAGAAUAUUGUCCUUCGCAGAAUACGUGCAGGAACGUAUUUAAAAAUAGUUGCAUUGUGCAGCUAUUCAAAAGAACUCUGCAUUUAUUGUUGCUGCUGAAUGACUUUGACGAUGGAACUGCCAAUUGAAUUAAUUGAGAAAAUUCUUCUCAAAUGCGACGGAAAAACUUUGAGAACUGCAAGAGAUGUGAGUUAUAAUUGGAAAGAUUUGGUAGAAUAUUUAUCAAAAAAAACAUCCAUUUGGAAAUGGUGCUGCAAUGAAGAGAUUCCAGAGAAAGAACUUGUUGAUUAUGUGGACAAAUACGAUAGAUCUGAUUCAGAAAAGUGGAAGAAAAUAUAUAACAAUUGGUCAUCCUGGCAGAACUUACAAGAAGAUAUCAGAUAUGUAAUUGUGAGCAGUCCAGCUGAAAUUCCUCGUAUUUCUUGUAUAACAGUUUCAGGUCGCUUUAUUGCUGUUGGUUCUGAAGAUGGAAGAGUCAAAAUCUUCACAGAACAUUGGAAACCAUUUUAUACUUCACGUCAUAAAGCAACAAGAGUGAAAAAAAUCAGCUUUAUUGAUUGGGAGAAUAAUGAUACUUGUUGUGUUAUUGCUUAUCCUAGAGCUCUAGUUAUUGACUGUUUCAAUGAUAAUAAUACAUUUAUAGAGGAUGUCAUUAAUCACAGUGUAUAUAAGAACUAUAUUUGUUUUGAAAAGGCAAGAGGUAGAAUAAAUAUAGUUAAAAUCCAUCAUGAUGGCAACACCAAUACAUUAAUUCAAAUAUGGUUCUCCAGAAUCUAUUCUUCCCUUUAUCCAAAUUGCUUAAAUAUAUGGAAUGGAAUAUGUACCAUUGUCAUCAACAAUGAAGUGCAACAAUUUCAUUAUAAUACUGGUGAAGAUAGUGUUCAAAUGGGUGAGCUUAUCAGAAAAGCAAAGCUGAAAACUAGUCUCAGUUUGACCUCCAGAAUAACAUAUCAGAUUUUAAGAGAUGAUAUCAUUAUAGCAUUAGAUACACCAAAGGAGAGAGAAAGAACUCUUCAUUCAGUAGCUAUAUCAAAAAAAAAAUCCAAAGUAGGACCCUUUGAGGUCAUAUCCAAUAAAAUACUGUGGGAGAUCAUAGGGAAGAGUUAUCUAAACUAUCAGGAAAGGCCAGUUAAUGCUUAAAUAAGUGGAAGGUAUUAGAAGGAUAAUAUUAAAAGAGCAUUGAUAACAAUAGAAAAACGGGUAGGGAAGUAGGAAUUUUUAAGUUCGAAAAAAAAUUUGAUGAAAUUACGUCAAAAAAAAACAUUAGACCUAUAUACUCUUAUCAAGCACCAUUGUAUAUCCUCUUCAACACCAGAUUUGGUUAAUUCUUGUACUUCCACGGAAAUCCAUUUUGAAUCUAAGAACAUUCUGGUAAAAGAAGUUUUAUGUUUGAUGUUGGAAAGGAGAAACACUUCUUCUUACAAAAAAAAGUUUAUUAUUUAUUGGAGACGAAAAACGAGUUUGAAAGCUACUAUAAAUCAAAAACAAAUAAGAAGAGGAAAAGUUGGAACCCAAUAGAUGGAAGCUUGAAAUAUAAAGUUUCUUGAAGUAUGUUUCAAGUCUAAUUUUUUAGUGUAAAAUUUCCUCAAAAAAUAUUCAUUCGAAUAUUUUUUUGUACCUCAUAUAUUUACUGUUUUUUUCUUCAUUUUAAAUUUUUCAGCAAGUAUUUAAAGACUACUUUAUAUAUUUGUUAUAAUGUCUGCUUUAGUUUUUUGUCAUUCUGUACAUAUAACUUUUUAAUUUUACUCUGUUGUUUCUACCAUUUCCAGUGAUGAUU